GUUUUUCGUAUACAAUACAUUUUUCGACUCGAAUAAGACGCACACGACAUAUUACUGUUAUCUGGUCGUGCCGCAGAAGAUAUGUCUAUAAUCUAAGCACACAUUCACAUUUAGUCAAAUAUAAUUAUAAUCAGCAGUUGACUAAUCACUAUUAGUGUAAAUGAUGAAUGGUUUUACUCAUAUCGAAAGCAAAAGUGCCACACCCGAUUAUUUUUGUUUGCUCGCUGUGUGCUUUAUAGGUCUAUGAUUAUAUUAAAUAAUUUUUUAGUUGUAAGACUCCAAGAAGUAUUUAUAUUAUUGUAUCGUACUCACAAAUAGCAGUGCCAUUUUUUUUAUAUCCAUUGUAACCGAGAAGAUCCUCAAGACAAAUGUAUUAUUAUGUUUAGCACAGGGUCAACUAACCUUUGCUAAUAUAGCGUGUAUAGUAAAUUGUUUGUGUCACAACUAUUAUCAGUUCAAAAUACAUUUUAGGAUAAGAUUUUAGCAAUGCAAAAUACGAAGCAAAUUCCGGAACCCAGUCAAUGUGAACCUGCUAAAUACGAAUAUAAGAAAUCGUCGUAUGCGGACAUUUAUGAUGUGCUACAAUCCCUACGCAGAGAUGAGGUUCUUUGUGAUAUUAAACUAGAAACAGACAAUGGUGGAGUUAUAUUCGGCCACAAAGUAGUUCUAGCAUCGGCUAGUCCAUAUUUCCAUGCAAUGUUCACAAAUUUUUCAGAAAAAAAUCAAGAUCUAGUUACUAUCAGACAGUUGGACUAUAGUGCCCUACAGCUCUUAAUAGACUUUAUUUAUUCUGGAAAAAUCUCGAUCACUGAAACAAAUGUACAGAUUUUGUUGCCUGCAUCGAAUCUUUUGCAGUUACAAGAAGUCAAAAACGCAUGUUGUGAUUUUCUGCAGGCACAACUAUGUCCUACAAAUGUUAUUGGGAUAAAUGAUUUAGCUGAUUUACAUAGCUGUACGACAUUGUUAACAAGCUCAGAAUUUUAUAUUCAACAACACUAUUUAGAUGUGGUAGAAGAGGAAGAAUUUCUGUCCUUGUCAUCGGAACAAAUGGUUAAGUUGAUCUCUAGUGAUGAACUUACAGCUUCAUCUGAAGAAAAAAUAUUUGAAAGUGUUAUUCGAUGGGUUAAACAUGAUUUGGAUUCCAGAAAACAAAUGUUGCCCCAAUUAAUGGAACAUGUGCGUUUACCAUUAACAUCGAAAGAUUACAUAUUAAAAAAUGUAGUUGACGAACCUCUUCUUCUUAAUUGUUCUAAAUGUAAAGAUUACGUAUUUGAAGCAUUACGUUUUCGUUUACUUAAAUCAGAAGAACUUAUCACAAUUCCACAUAACAUCCGGACAAAACCUAGACAGCCUGGUGGUACACACAAAGUUAUUUUAGUGGCUGGAGGACUAGGGAUCAAUCACAGCAUUUUAAAUAGUACAGAAUGGUAUGACCCAAAAAUCAACAAAUGGCAGUAUGGACCAAAAAUGAUUACACCCAGUUUGGGUGGUGGUCUAGCUGUAGUAAAUGAUAAUUGUUUGUUAUAUUUGGGUGGUAGAAAUACUGAAUCAAUUUUUCAGUCUGUUCAUGGGCUAGAUUUAACUUCAGAAUCACCUCGUUGGAAACCAACCUACGACAUGUUAGUUAAACGAUGGGGGUUUGGAGUUGGUGUGAUAAAUAAUUAUAUAUAUGCCGUUGGUGGCAGUGAUGGCGAACAUUUUUUAAUCAGUGCAGAAGUGUUUGACUGCAGGACUCGAGAAUGGAAUACGAUACCUAAUAUGUCUACUAUGCGUGCUGGUCACGGCCUUGGAGUGCUGAAUAAUCUUUUAUAUGCGGUAAAAUAUUUAUUACUUCAUGAUUUUAAAUUUGUAAUAGUUACAUUUUUUAUAAUUGUAAUCGGAAUAAAUAAAGUCUCCCGAGGAAAAUCACGGAGUACAUCCCCAAAAUUAAAUAUUUUUAUAGCUUAAAAUUGUAAAUGAACAUAAAAAAUAUACUUAUUCAAAUACUUGUUUAAAUACCAGCCUAGUCCAAAGAUUUAAUAAUUAGUUGGG
Messenger RNA from Acyrthosiphon pisum (pea aphid), 2031 nucleotides. Its product is annotated as kelch-like protein 2. The transcript has 9 exons. Lineage: Eukaryota; Metazoa; Arthropoda; Insecta; Hemiptera; Aphididae. The coding region runs from base 487 to 1947 and encodes 486 amino acids. Gene Ontology annotation, molecular function: protein binding. The record is from RefSeq and is a predicted model, not a curated record.